Aspergillus campestris IBT 28561 is the source of this 457-nucleotide messenger RNA. RefSeq lists its product as uncharacterized. The transcript has a single exon. NCBI's taxonomy places the organism in Eukaryota, Fungi, Ascomycota, Eurotiomycetes, Eurotiales, Aspergillaceae. The record is from RefSeq and is a predicted model, not a curated record. Bases 99 to 368 code for a protein of 89 amino acids.
GGUUCGGAAGCGAUGAGGCUCCUCUAUAUUGUGGCUCAUGAGCUCUCGGUUCCUUUCCAAACAUGUUCUGUCAUUGAACUCAGCCACUCCCAGAACGAAUGAUUCCAACCCACAUUGCCUCCUUCCUCGUCACGUGGCAGAUCACCUCAGCUCACAAUACACCAACUUGGAUCUUUAUAGUGGAAUGGCGACGGGGAACUCCCGCGAGCUGUGCGUCCCGCCUGCUUUGUAGAUCCUUGCUUUGUGCCGAGGGCACAACUACCCGACACCACUCUCACCAAGGCGCCUGGGGGUCUGAUCAGCGGACUGCACAGUCCACCAUAGACGGUCAAAGCCUUGCGAGUCAGCCUUGCGCUAGUGUAGCGUGAUGUCACCUUACAAGCAUCACGGACCAUGAUUGCAGGGUAUAGCAUCCUGAUGUACCCGAAUACGAGAGGUCACGGAGCAUCCGCCUAUC